This is a messenger RNA of Dovyalis caffra, 783 nucleotides long. Lineage: Eukaryota; Viridiplantae; Streptophyta; Magnoliopsida; Malpighiales; Salicaceae. The record is from the annotation of a GenBank genome assembly.
AUGAAUUGUUUAAGCAGGAGACUAAUACCAAAUCUUACCCUUAAUUUCCCUUCUAUCAAUCUCUCCUUUUACUCCAAACCCAUUUUCAUUCACCAAAAAGGGAAAUUGACUUCCAACACUGCCAUUACGUCCUCAAUAUAUUAUCCUCUUUCAGGGGUGGAGGAUGAUUUGGUGGGUUAUGUUUUUGGGAAGAAGAAGGCAACUGAAGUAGCCCAUUUGAUAUGGAAGCAUGUAGUUCGAAAUGGUGAUACUGUUAUAGAUGCUACUUGUGGAAAUGGUUAUGAUACCUUGGCCAUGCUGAAAUUGGUGGCCGAUGAAUCGGGUAGGGGUCAUGUUUAUGGGAUGGACAUACAGAGAGAUGCUUUAGAGAGUACUUCUUCUUUGCUGGAUGAGAGUGUCCCUUUGAAGGAGAAAGAAUCUGUGACGCUCUUUUCCAUCUGUCACAGUAGAAUGGAAGAAAUCGUUCCAGAAAAUAGCCCUGUGAGACUUGUUGCAUUCAACUUGGGGUACCUUCCAGGAGGUGACAAAAAGAUAACCACAAUUUCAGAAACAACACGACUGGCAUUGGAGGCUGCAAAGAAAAUAUUAAUUCCUGGAGGGCUGAUCAGCUUAGUUGUGUAUGUGGGGCAUCCUGGUGGCAUGGAAGAACUGGAGACUGUUGAAGCUUUUGCUUCUGGAUUAUCAGUUGAUAGUUGGAUCUGCUGCAAGUUCCAGAUAUUAAACCGACCUCUAGCUCCUGUGCUUGUUCUCUUAUCCAAAAGAGAGAUAGCUGAAACACAAUGA